ACCACUAUAAAAACCCUAAAAGAAGAAAAAAACCUGUAAAGAGCUCUUGGUCACCUUACAUGGAGUCCCACAUGGAGAGUAUCCUCUGGAGCCAAGACCAGAUCGCCGGCCGAGUAGCCAAACUCGCCACCCAAAUCUCCGCCGACCUCGCCGUCGUCGAUUCACCUCCAGCUGUCUUCGUCGGUGUCGCCACGGGUGCAUUUCUCUUCCUCGCCGACUUAGUCAGGCAAAUCAAACUCCCCAUUGCCGUUGAUUUCAUCCGAGUCGAAUCCUACGGCUGCGGAACCGAGUCCAGUGGUAAACCGAGAAUCUCCUCCGACUUGAAGCUCGAUGUCGCUGGCAAGCACGUUAUCUUGGUUGAAGACAUUGUGGACACAGGAAGCACAGUAGGGUGUCUGAUCGAACACAUGAAAUCGAAAGGAGCUUCGUCUGUAUCAGUAUGCACUUUUCUUGAUAAACCCUCCAAAAGAAAGAUUCAUUUUCAGCUCCUCGGCCAGGGCAAGUUUUAUUCUGGCUUUCAGUGUCCAGAUUAUUUUGUGGUAGGAUAUGGGAUGGACUUUGCUGAAUUAUAUAGGAAUCUGCCUUAUGUUGGUGUUUUGAAGCCUCACCUUUACAAAUGAUUUGAGUUUGACCACCAACAUCCUCCUAAGCACAACUAUUCACAUUUUACCCAUUUUGCUACAUUAUCAUUAGUGUGUACCAAUCAAUUCUGAGCACUCCCAAUGGCUGAUAAAAAUACAUAUUUCUCUAAAAAUAGAGAAAAUGAGGUAAAAUACCUCUUCCAUAAGCUACUCUAUUUUAGUUCUAUUUUAGAGCAUCCUACAACACCAACUCUUCAUUUGAAGAACACUAUUCCUCAUUCAAAUUAUAUUUUAUUCAUUUCUUUACAAA
Molecule: messenger RNA, 891 nt
Organism: Humulus lupulus (European hop)
Lineage: Eukaryota; Viridiplantae; Streptophyta; Magnoliopsida; Rosales; Cannabaceae
Exons: 3
Coding region: 60-620 (186 amino acids)
Biological process (GO): hypoxanthine metabolic process; purine ribonucleoside salvage; guanine salvage
Molecular function (GO): magnesium ion binding; hypoxanthine phosphoribosyltransferase activity
Source: RefSeq, a predicted model, not a curated record